AUAUUUCAGAAUGUCAUUUUCAUAUUUAUUAUAAUCUUCUAAGAAAAAUGUUGUCGAUACAUGAUUUUUAUUUACAUAGAUAGUAGAAGCACAGUCAGCUGUAUAGCUUAUGAUGGAUAUGCCAUUGCUGCAGGCGUUACAAGUGGUGGUUUAAACAAAAAAUUAGUGGGCAGCGUAAGCAACUCUUCUGUUCUGGGUUGCAGUAUAUAUGCUAAUCAAAAUGUAGGAUGUUCUCUAACAGGUUGUGGAGAGUCUAUUAUGAAACUUGGUUUAUCAAGGAUCAUUAUCAGCGAUAUUGAACGAGGAUGUUCCUUACAAAAAGCUUUAAAAAAAAAUCUCAAUUUUAUGUCAACUAGAUAUAAUUAUCCUUUUGGGGGUAUUGUAUUUAAGAAACCUGGAGAAUGGAAUAUAUAUUUUACCUCACAUAAAAUGCCACACGCUAUUAUUAUAAAUAAUUGUGUGACUUUUGGGUCAGAUUUAGGUGAAAACAAUGUGGAAAAAUAUACAGAAUGUCACAAAUAUAUUCCAUGCACUUGCAAUUAUCCUUUUGUAAAUAAUAUUAUAUUGCAAUUUAUCAAUUUUUAAUACACUGUUAUCUAUUUUACAACUUCUUCCUUAUUGAUGUAAUGUAUUUUUAAUGUUUUUUUUUUCAGUGCAAUUAGUGACGAAGGUAUCUACGAUACAAAACUAUUUAGUUUUCGAGAAUGGCAGAAAUAUGUUGAGUGUAGAAGAGCCGUCUUAAUUAACACGCACUGUCCUACCAAGUUAAAAUAUAAUCCAAAUAUACCAGA
Messenger RNA from Solenopsis invicta (red fire ant), 791 nucleotides. Its product is annotated as isoaspartyl peptidase/L-asparaginase-like. The record is from RefSeq and is a predicted model, not a curated record. NCBI's taxonomy places the organism in Eukaryota, Metazoa, Arthropoda, Insecta, Hymenoptera, Formicidae. Gene Ontology annotation, molecular function: hydrolase activity. The coding region runs from base 61 to 585 and encodes 174 amino acids. The transcript has a single exon.